AUGGGCUCUCUCAAUUAUGGCAGGGUCAACUGCAUAAAUGAGCAUAGGACAAAUGUGAGAAUCAACAGCCCAGUAAUAACUGGUCCCAUUCUCCAUCUCAAAUCCAGUUUUCUCUUCAGCCACACGGUUCCACCUAUUGCCCCAAAGUCUUGGAUUGAGUUUGAGUUCAAGAGGAGCUUAAUGGCAAACAAAAAAAGAAAAGCAAAAUGGAACAAGGAGAGGGAUGGGUGGUUUAGUGAGCUAGUGUCGAAAUCCAAGAGAAGAAAGUUCACAGAAAAGGCUUUUGGGAUGAUAAAAUUUAGCAAGCUCAAACAGAGGGGAAGAAAUGCAAAGCGGCACUCGAACAACACAGUCAAGAACGCGAAGGAUCUGAGUUUACCUUCAGCCUUGGGGAACCAAUUUGAUUAUGCCAUUACAAGAGAAAACUGA
Molecule: messenger RNA, 429 nt
Organism: Striga asiatica
Lineage: Eukaryota; Viridiplantae; Streptophyta; Magnoliopsida; Lamiales; Orobanchaceae
Source: the annotation of a GenBank genome assembly